AUGCUCGUACAUCGCGCUUGCGUCGUCAUCCGUCUCCGCAUCACCAGCGUGCCUCCUUUGCUGGAUGUUACGUACUACCCACCCAUCGUGGUCGAGGAGAAGAAGUCGGUCUCUUCUAAAAGGCAUGCUCGUCGCCUCCUGACGAUCCGACGACUCUUCCUUGUUUCCCCUUUCAAACCUGGGCUAAUUAAUUCGACAUCCCUACGAUUUCCGCGUCAGUUAUAUCAGAGGUAUAUCAUCUCACGCCAUCACCUAAAGUCUCCUAAGCUUCCCGCUUCCCCCGCUCGCCAUUCAACCCCUCCCGAGCCUCAUACCAUGGCCGCCGCGACAGAACUCAGCCACCAUUUCCCCAGGACUGACGAUGUCGAGACGGCAUCCGUCCACUCCGAAGCCCCAUCUUAUGUGUCCGAGGCACCUUCCUACCACACUGUCGCUUCCCAACAUGAGCCCAUCCCUCCCUACACCCCUCCAGGGACAACCACCACGAGUCACAGUACCAGCAUAGUCCAGCCCGGAGCAUCAACCGCUACUUCAGGCCAAACCUCUGCACCUGCCCGCACACCCCCCUCGUCUUCCCGGCCACGGACAACAGGCCUCCCUCCCAUACCACCCCGAAGCUCCGCAGUCCCUCAACUAGACCAGUUUCGCAUCCCAACCUGGUCCCCAAUCCAUUCGAACCCAACAUAUCACAAUGUAGCACGCCGCCGUGCCCGCGGAGACGCCAACGAUCCUGUCGCGUCCCUUCGCCGUUCGAUUUUCCUCGAGCGCGUAGCUGAAGACGAGGAUCGUCUUUCUUCUUCCUCCUCCUCCUCCUGCUCCUCUUCGUCAUCCCCGUCUUCUUCCUCAAGCCAUGCUCGACCCGGCUCCUCGUCGACAUCCUCGGCAUCGACACCCCGUCGUCCGCUUGAAGAUCCCCAUCUCGUGGGCGAGGCUGCUGCGGCGGAAGCAAGACGCGUCAGACUCGCCCGCGAGAGAGGGAACGAGAUCCUCAUACAAGAGGAUCGUCAAUGGAACUGGUUCAUCGCCCAGAUGGGAGACUGGGAUGAGCGGGAUCGCAGCUGGACUCGGUUCCGACGGGAGAUCGAAUCGGGACAGCGGACAAAGCUUUCUCGCCGACUCGCAGGAAAUUGAAUUGCGGCAGCGGAAGAAGUUCCUUGCCUUUCGAGCGAUGGAUCCUCUUUUCUCGCGCUGGCGUGGGAUCACUGUCGUUUGUGCUCUUUAUUAUCAUUAUGGGGAGGUGUCUUGGUGAAGAAUGAACCCAGCAACAGAACCCAAGGCUUUUGGUAGGGCAUCACUGGGACAGCAAUUUGCAGCUAUAGUUUUAGGUAGCUUAGCAUAGUGGGAAACUCAUCUGGGGCCGAAAACGAUACCCCUCCGAAG
Sodiomyces alkalinus F11 is the source of this 1380-nucleotide messenger RNA. RefSeq lists its product as hypothetical. Lineage: Eukaryota; Fungi; Ascomycota; Sordariomycetes; Glomerellales; Plectosphaerellaceae. The coding region runs from base 1 to 1131 and encodes 376 amino acids. The transcript has 5 exons. The record is from RefSeq and is a predicted model, not a curated record.